This is a messenger RNA of Folsomia candida, 1777 nucleotides long. RefSeq names its product glutamate receptor ionotropic, delta-1. The record is from RefSeq and is a predicted model, not a curated record. Gene Ontology annotation, cellular component: membrane. The transcript has 5 exons. Lineage: Eukaryota; Metazoa; Arthropoda; Collembola; Entomobryomorpha; Isotomidae. Gene Ontology annotation, molecular function: glutamate-gated receptor activity. The coding region runs from base 207 to 1649 and encodes 480 amino acids.
CAUAUUUGCCGCUAAGUGCGAAAAAUUCUGAUCCCUGGAUCUACAUAACGCUAAAUCCCGCCCUGCUCGAACCGCUCCUACUUUCACGCACACUUCCGGCCAGGACGAAAUACAAGUUGGGACUUUCCCUUAACAAAAAUCGGGACGAAUUAGUGAUCAGAUCCGUCUGCUAUUUUUGUGACGCGGGUCGCCCCGUCGUUCUCACGAUGCCCGUCCAAUCACCCGCCACUUUCAACUACUUUCCCGACUAUGUCGUAAAUCUGCGCGGGAAAGUUUUGCGCGUCGUAUUCCCCCUAAUUUUGGGGCGGGUCGAGGUGCCUCCACCGUACGAGGGGGUAAACAAUGCAAAAAGAGGAAUGUGGAAGACACUUUUUGACGAAUUUCUCAUGCCCAAGUUCAACUUUAGUUAUACAAUGUUCCUCGCAACGGGGAAAGGGACCGGGUUGGAGUUACCGAAUGGAACGUGGGUCGGCACGGUUGGUGACGUCGUGGCGGAUCGGGCCGAUAUUGCCAUCAUUACAGCAAUGACGGAUAAACGAAUAAAAGUGGUCACCUUCACGAACACGUUUUUCGACAUAAAUUACCUCAACUUUAUCACCACCGAGGGAACCCGCGUCUUUUCUCCCGCCGUUCUCCUCUGGCCGUUCGACGUGGUCAUGUGGUCCUUCAUCGGCGCCUCCACCGUGGCCGCGUUCCUCAUCUUCAAACUGAUCAAUAAGGCGAUGGCUGCUUCGCACGUGGAGGUGAAAAAUAUCCCGCCAAAUAAUCCCACGUGGGGCAUGAGACGCCAAGUUUUCUUCGUUUUGACGAGUUACCUGGACCAAGAUUGCGGCGGAAUGCCGAGUUUUACCCCGUUGCGCUGUUUCGUCGCGUUGUGGCUGUUUUUUACCCUGAUUAUUACAACGGUAUACAGAUCCAAAAUGGUCAGUUUUCUCGCAUUUCCUGUGAUGGAACGACUUCCCCUGACUUUUGAACAGUUGGUGGCCUCCGAUUACGAGGUCGGCUUCCUUAAACAUGGCGAUUCUGCGUACAACACGCUGAAAGCGUCGACGGAUCCGGUCUAUGUGAAACUGCUGAACGACAUGGAAAUCAUUACGGGAAACGGAUUGGAAUGUUUGGAACGUGCCGUGGCAAAAAAAUAUGCCUGCAUUGCAUACGCGUUGGCAACGAUUUACCUGAAAGCGAGAAAUUUAUCGGAUUCGGAAAUCAGGAAACUUGUCUUCGCACCGGAAACGACGUAUAAUAUAUUUAUGGGCCUCGUUCUCGAAGCUGGCUCCAUCUACAAGGAAAGUUUCGACCGCUGGAUCGGCUGGACGCGGCCAUUUCACCUCGCCGAUUUAUGGGAGGCGAACGACAUGUAUUACAACGUCCGCCUGCCAAAACGCGCCUGGUGGCUGGCAACCAAUCAAACGGACAAAUUGGCGCUCUCCGACACGGCGGGAAAUGACAAUCUCACCUUGAAACACAUUUCCGGCGCGUUCUACACUCUCACAGUUUGCUUGGCCAUCUGCGCCAUCGUUUUUAUCCACGAAGUGAUAAGUUUCCAUGCAAAAAUGACGGAGAAAGCGGGACGGUUACGGAGACUUUUUAGAAAUUCGGACGAUCAGAAACUUAUCAUGGUUGUGGACACGUUUAAAUCACAGAUUUGACACGAUGCUAAUAAGACCUACAGAUAUUACCAGUAGUAUACGAUGGAUAUGUAUUUAUUUUGGAUUUUUGUUAGGUUAUUCAUAGCAAUAAAAUUUGAAACUAUUUUCAAGAAAUUGCAAGUCCGAAA